UUUUCUUUAUUAAUAAUAAUAUAUUUUUUCUCUUGCGACCUAAAGAAUGAUAAACGGUGCCUCAAGUAUAUUGAGGAAUGAGACAAACUUGUUUUCUUCGGUCUAGUUUUGUACUUGUUUUGUAAUCUAUUUCCGAGACCAUACGCAUUUAAGGUGUAUGCUUCUUAUCCAUUAUUACUCCCUUCUAGAAGAGACAUAAAUUGCCAGUAAUUUGACGGCAGAGCCCAGCAGAUAUUUAUAUAUGUAGUGACAGCAGGGAAACCCCAUCAGCCGCUAACUGUUCAUUCAUAAAAAACGAUUAGCUGGUGUAUUUGAGACGCUUCAUUGCUGAAGGUGUAAACAUAUCAAUACUUUCCGCCCUCUUCUUUUCAUUAGUUAGCUAUUAAAAGUGCACACGAAUGGAAAUUUCUCUUCAGCAGCUCUAAAAAGCAUCCCAGCUUACAGAUGUAAGUGUAGCCAGCCCUGCGAGCGUCUUCAAACGUCAUAGCAGUAAAGUAGCCUGAUUAGUUUUAAAGGAAGGGGUAACUAAUCGCUCUGAAAGGUUCGUGGUCCGGCCCUGUUGUGAAUCAAUGGGACUUGACCUAUAGCUGAAGACUAAUUCAUUCAAAGUUCCCCCACCCUGAUGAUUAUAAAUAUCAAGAACAGACUUCACACUCUUCACUUUUGAUCUCGCCUCUGAGACUCAGCAGCAGAAGACAACGUCUGACACUAUGAAAGAUUUAAGGACUCUUGCGGCUUACGCACUUGCGCUGUUGCUUCUGGCAACAUUUGUGUCCCAUUCCUGGAGUGCGCCCAUGGGCAGUUUUCAGCGUCGGAAUUGGACGCCCCAAGCCAUGUUAUAUCUGAAGGGCACACAGGGACGCCGCUUUGUGUCAGAAGACCGAAAUGAAGGGGACUUGUAUGACACAAUACGCUUGGAGUCACAAAGCCAAAACACAGAGAACCUGAGCAUCUCUAAAGCGGCUGCAUUUCUCUUAAAUGUUCUCCAGCAAGCCAGAGACGAGGGUGAGCCUUACUGAAACCAGCUCAAAGACCGCCAACAACUCACUCUUUCAUCUGAAUGCUUCCAGUUUUGUGAGCCAUGUGGGAAUUUAAUGUUUUCAAGUUCA
Molecule: messenger RNA, 1109 nt
Organism: Carassius gibelio (silver crucian carp)
Lineage: Eukaryota; Metazoa; Chordata; Actinopteri; Cypriniformes; Cyprinidae
Gene: spx
Product: spexin hormone
Exons: 5
Coding region: 711-1019 (102 amino acids)
Molecular function (GO): neuropeptide hormone activity
Source: RefSeq, a predicted model, not a curated record